Messenger RNA from Chara braunii, 5147 nucleotides. The record is from the annotation of a GenBank genome assembly. NCBI's taxonomy places the organism in Eukaryota, Viridiplantae, Streptophyta, Charophyceae, Charales, Characeae.
CUGGGCUCGGCAUUCUUUCGAGGAGAUGGCUCUUGUGAUGUCUCCUGCUCGUUCCGUCAACUCUCCCAUGUCCGGGGAGAAGGCGGUGGAGGUUGAGCGGACCAGAGGCUGUGUCGGUAUUCCCGAGACGACACCGUGCGGCAGCAGCGCUUCUGGAGGCGGAGGGAGGCGAUCGAAGCCCGCAAGCUCAAGCCAGAGCCCUGUUUCACCUGCCAAGUCGCCUAAGCAGCAAAUCUGGAGACAGAAGAGGAGUCCCGGAUCGGACGGCAAUUCCACAUCAGCAGCGAGUUCAUCUAAUGGCCUGUCAGCAGCACGCCUGUCGUCCCCACCGUCAUCAUCUGUUGUCGAUGAAGACAAAUCAGGAGCGAGUCCCUCUGCGGUGACUACUCCCCCCUCUCGCAAGGGAGGGAGGAAGAAGAAUAAUGGGCCCGUUCGUGCUCUGGAUAUGGACGGUAGUCUCGACGAGCGUGCGGUUGCAGUGCCCGUAACCAAGGAUGCGCAAGUGCAAAACAAGGCGUCGAGAUCGGCUCCCUCGAAGCGCGCUGAAGAUGCAAGCGAUGUCAGAAGCAAUGGCAUGAUUGGUGUAAGCAAGCACAGACCAUCUCGGGGCCAGGAAAAUGCUCCGUCGAUGUGCUCUGCUGGGUCCAUUCCUGCUGCAGGAGAAGAUGGUUGGCUUGGGGGGAAAGAAGAGAGUCAUGUGGCGUCAGGAGGUGGUGAUGAUGGGGCAUUGUCUUCAGUGAGGCGGAGCGAGAUGGGUGAAAAGGAGGAUAAAGCCAAGUUGGCGUGGCGAGCCAGAGCGCCGUCCUCUGCCGAAGCUUGUUGCAAGGGGAGCAUGGAUGGUCGAGGCGACUCAGCGGAAGGUAUGUUGACGCCUCCUUCCCUUAAGCUUGCGGGAAGCGAUGGUUCUGGACAGCGGCGGACGGGCAUUGACACUUCUUCCACCUCCCAGGACGGUGGGAGCGGCGGCAACGGAGGCCCGCUCGUGAACAAGAUUAAGGCAGUGGCUCGGGGUCAUCGAAGGAGUGUGAGCAGUAGUAGUGCUGCGGAUCUUCGGGAUUUUUUCGCAGCCCCGUCUCCGAGGGAGUGGUCAUCGGACGAGCGGUCUCGUGAUAGCCGUGAGAAGAUGGGAGUUGCUCAACAGAGGCAGUCGAUCGCACGGCAACAACCACUGCAACUACAGCAGCAUAAUAUCAUGCGGGAGCCGCCGUUGGAAGAGCCAAAGCAGAAAAGUGUGUCUCGUUUCCAUCCGAUCAACUCUUCCGCGCUCAGCGAUGGCGGUAAGAACGCCAUGCUGCCGAACGCGUCCGCGACUGCUUCUGUCGGAGCAAACGGGCGCGGAGUAGGAGGUGGAGUGGGUGACGCCGAUCCAUGCGAGGGACAGAAAGGUGAUUGGAGAAGUGGGAAGGGGCAACACCAACUCCUAUUGCAGCAGCGGCGGGGGGGAUCUCGGCACGCGCGUUCUGCGACAUGGGAUGGCCAAAAUCUGAGUCCUCAUUUGAUGGAGAUCGCCGGUGGUGGCAGCUGGCGGAGCAAUUCUCCUCAACUGCGACCCAAUUGGGAGUCCGGAGGUCGGGAGGCUUCUGCCUUGGACUCUGAGGGGGGAAGAGCGAAUCUGGCGGGCAUGACUUCACGGAGCCUCGCAGCUGGCUUUGAAAGUGCGCGGGGUAGCCCUCGUGGCAGCCCUCGUGACAGCCCUCUUGUCAGCCCUCUUGUCAGCCCUCUUGUCAGCCCUCGUGUCAGCCCUCGUGUCAGCCCUCGUGUCAGUCCUCAUGCAAGCCCACGUGGCAGCCCUCGCGCUCCUGACAACCCUCGCUUUCUCGACGGGCCGCGCACUCGUGAUAAUCCGCGUGACAGCGCGCUCGCGCAAGGGACACAGAACGAGUAUCGAAGGCAGCGAGGGCAUUUCAGGAACCUCAGUUGGACGCAAGAUUCUCUCGAUCACGGAGUCAACUUCCUUCCGCAGAAGCCGUUGCAGCAUGAGCGAGGGGGUUACCAGCACAGGCGAAUGGGAUGGGGUCAGGAGAGCAACUGGCAGCGGGAGCAGGGGAGUUAUCUGAAGGAAAAUCGCCGCAGCGAAAGCGGGACAUCGACGUGGCGAGGAGAUUCGACGGUGACUCCGUCGUCUUCUGUUUCCUCUUUUUCAUCCUUGUCCUCUGACAAAGCUUUGAAGAAGGAAUACGGUGCGAGAGGAGAGUGCUUCAGUGCUGAGCAGCAGCAGCAGCAGCAGCAGGAGGGAGAGGAGGAGAUUAACAAGUGUGGGCAGACGGAAGAAGCAAUGCUCGCCGAGGUCGACGGCGCCACUGCUACGAACAACGUUCGUCUUGAAGAGCGGCGAGGGAGGUCUCCCUGGCGGAAGCUAGAGAACAGUCUGCGAAAUGAGGCUGGUCUUGUCGAUGGAGAGACGUCGGAAAAGAGGGGAGAGCCACCGGAGAGCGAGCGGCAGGUCCCUCCUUGGGCAGCGGGGAAAGGAGGUGCACCGCCUGCGGGGGAGAGCUUUGCCAGGCUGAGACGGGCAAGGGCAAGGAGCGACUCCUUCGCCUGGGCCGACGGGUCGUGGAACAGGGGUGACGACUCCAGCAACUGGCGCCAGCAGAGCAGGGAGGACGGUGGGGAAGAAGACAGCGCGAACCGUCGGAGUAGGAGCCGAAAUACGAGCGCAGAAAGAGAUGAAGAAAGAGAGAGGAGGGAUGGAACACGUAACUACGACAAGAGCAGUAGCGGCGGCGGAGAUAAGAAAGGUUACAGAGGUCGGAGCAUUAGCAGGGAUGCAAAUCAUAACGAACGUUUUGAGAGGCGUCAGCAACUUCACGCUGGUUCUCUGGCUGCGAACGGGAUCGAGCGGGAAGGGGAAUGGUGGACUGCGGCUCGAAAGAAGCCGAUCGUAGGGUCGCCAUCCUCGCCGUUGAGGUCGCCAGGCAAGAACCAGAAGCUCUCUGGGCAGUUGUUGGCAUUCAGUAGGACGGUAGUGCCACAGCUGGUGCAGGAACUGGAAGACAAGUUGGUGUGUGGACUCGUCGAGUGUGUCAUUUGCUGCGAUUCGGUGACGCGGCGCACGCCGGUCUGGUCGUGCAACAGCUGCUAUGCAAUCGGGCACCUGUCGUGCAUCAAGAAGUGGGCCCGGAUCCCGAUUCCGCCGUUGUUAAGCACCUGUUGUUUGGCGCGCACUGCCGCCGUGUCUGAGAUGCUUGAAGAAGGUGACUACACUCCUCCGCGAACGUUGGCGAAGGGAAUGUGGUUUUGUGCGGUGUGCCGGGCCGUUCAGACUGUGCCAGCGGACGAGUUGAGCUGUAGGUGUUUUUGCGGCCAGGUGGAGGAUCCGUCAACCGAUUCAUCAACGGCUAUUGCGCCUCAUUCUUGCGGCAGGACCUGCAGAAAGCCGUUGGAUCGAACGAAGGAUGGAGCAUCAGCAGUUCAUGGCAAUCUGUUGCCCUCAGCAGCGGAGGUGGAUUCGUCAGGGAAGAGAGGUUACCGUUGCCCUCACGUCUGCACUCUGAAGUGUCAUCCUGGACCUCAUGCUACUUGCACCGCUCUGGCACCUCCGGUGCUAUGUUAUUGCCGAAAGAGUGAAAUCACCUGUAAAUGCGUAGAUUUUGGACGGCAAGAGAGGAGUUGCGGGGCGAUCUGCAUGCGCGAGAUGCCCUGCGGGCGUCAUAUAUGCCCUCGGGUCUGCCAUGACGGUCCGUGCGGUGCUUGCGAUGCGAAUGUCAAGGUGAGAUGCUUCUGUGGCAAACGGGAGGAGAUGUGGGCGUGCGGUCGCGUGGAGACUCGAAGAGAGGAACUGCUCUUGCCUGCCAUCGGAGGAAGGGGACUGUACUCGUGCCAGGAAAGGUGCCUGAAGCUUCUGGACUGUGGCAAGCACCGAUGCGAAAGCAUAUGUCAUGCAGGGCCUUGUGGAGACUGCAAGCUUCUGCCGGCGGUGUUGCGCAAUUGCCCUUGUGGCAAGGUGCAGAUAGAAGUGCUUCUUGGGGGAGCAGAGAGAAAGGGUUGUCUGGAUCCCGUGCCUACUUGUGGUGCUGAGUGUGGGAAGUUGCUGCCUUGUGGCGAACACAAUUGCAAACAGGUCUGCCAUACCGGUGCUUGCCCCCCAUGUGAAAUGCCGGUGGAACAGAGUUGUUGUUGUGGGUCGGUGGUCCGCAGUAUGCCGUGCUUCCAGUUUGGCCCGGCAUGUGGAAACGGACCUGCUGGAACAGACAUCGGGCGCAGUGGCGACAGCAGCCAAAACCGUGGAAAGACGAUCGGUGUUUUCACAUGUGACCGCAGGUGUGGGUUGUUGAAGAACUGUGGGAAGCACGUUUGCUCUAUGGUAUGUUGCGUCUCCGUUCAGCAGCAGACACAGGGGACCUUGUCAGCUCUCUCGGUGCCUGAUGUCGCAGCCGAUCCGGUACGGGUAAUGCGAGUAGAUCCUCAUGUUUGCUUGAUUGCAUGCAGCAAGAAGCUCCAGUGUGGCCGCCAUACGUGCCAGAAACUCUGUCACCCUGGAGACUGCCCACCGUGCAUGGAUUCCAUCGCAACAGAGCUCAAGUGCGCAUGUGGGAAAAGCGUGAUCCCUCCCCCGGUCCCAUGUGGAACUCCCUUGCCUGUGUGCUCUUUCGAAUGCCCUAAGCCCCAGCUGUGCGGUUGUCCUCCAAACCAUGCCUGCCAUUCCGGCGAUUGCCCGCCGUGUACGCUUGCAAGCCAUUGCCACCAGAGUCUUGAAAGGGAUGAACAACCUUGCAUUUCAGAGAAUCAUGCAGAAUCAGUACAGACUGAGGCCCGAGAGGAGUCGGCAACACGCACCGUGGCGGAGACCCUUGCAGGACAAGAGACCCCUAAACCGGCACAACUUGCUGGGCCUCAAGAGGUUUUGGAGGGUGCUAUUUCUGAGAACAGAGGGGUGAUCGUGGAGAGCUCGGGAGGAGAGCACGAUACUGAUGUGGUGCAGGAGCAGCAGGAGCAGCAGGAUUUGACUGAUGCAAUUCAUGUCACCUCCAACGGGUUGGUGACUCCGGUGGGCUUGGCACGACGUCCCAGCUUUAAGAAUGCGUUAUUGGGAAUUGACGACAACGGAAAUUGAGGGGGAGGGAGCAAUGGAAGGGUGAUGGUAGCAGGCUCAUCCUUGCCUUUGUAAGAAGGCAAGUGCGAGAUGAGUAGCUUUGCCACAUUUUGAC